Ictalurus punctatus (channel catfish) is the source of this 2497-nucleotide messenger RNA. RefSeq names its product B-cell receptor CD22. Gene Ontology annotation, molecular function: transmembrane signaling receptor activity. Bases 131 to 1774 code for a protein of 547 amino acids. Lineage: Eukaryota; Metazoa; Chordata; Actinopteri; Siluriformes; Ictaluridae. The transcript has 10 exons. Gene Ontology annotation, biological process: cell surface receptor signaling pathway. The record is from RefSeq and is a predicted model, not a curated record.
GAGAGACAGGAUGGAGUUCAGUCCACUCGCUGUGAUGCUCUUGCGAUCUGACAGCGAGAAAACACAGGAAGUGCUGAAACUUUAACACACACCUCUGUUCUGUCAGUCAGUCAGUCGUUAGAGAGACAGGAUGGAGUUCAGUCCACUCGCUGUGAUGCUCUUGCUGAUUUCACUUAUACCAGUGGCCCAUGCUCAAGGGAGUCCUAAAGCUGUGGUGUCCAUAACGCCUGAUACACAUGUGUUCAUUGGAGAGACAGUUACUCUCAGAUGUGACGUACAGGGAGGAGGAGACACUCAGUGGACAUACAGCUGGUAUAAAAAUAAUAACAGACUCACAGACCGCACAACGCAGGAGUUCAAAAUCCGGUCUGUUCUACACGUUCAGCAUGGUGUCUACACCUGCAGAGGACAGAGCAGUGACUCUCAGAGCUCAGAGAUCAGUGAUGCUGUUACACUGACUGUAUCAGAACAACCCAAACCGACUGUGAGAGUGAAUCCUCAGAGCUCCGUCUACACUGGAGACACCAUCACUCUGACCUGUGAGCUGCAGUCGACUGGAUGGGAGAUUCAAUGGUAUAAAAAUAAUCCAUCGUUACAUCCUUUGAGCACUGAAGAAACAGACACACUCAAAGUGACAGAUGAUAAUGCAGGAGAAACAGUGUACCAGUGUCGCGCAUGCAGGAUAAACUACAAGCCAGGGCACUCCUACUACUGCACACAGUUCAGUGUUCCUGUCAAUAUUACAGUGAGAGAGAGACCAGGGGCAGUACUGAGUGUAUCUCCACAGAGCUGGCUGACUGAAGGAGACUCAGUGACUCUAAGCUGUGAGAUUACAGACUCCUCUACAGACUGGACAUUCAGCUGGUACACAGCUGUUCCCUACAGAGACGGCUUAACUCAAAUAAAAGAUAAUCAUGGCUAUAUCAUGUAUGUGGAGCUCCUCUCAGACAGCAGCAGAGGAUCUGGAGGCAAAUACACUCUCAGUCUUGCUGAUCUUAAACACACAGGAGUUUAUAUGUGUAGAGGAGAGAGAGGAGAACCAGCCUUUCACACACAGUACAGCAAUCCACAGCCACUAUGGAUCACUGGUGAAUCUCCUCCAGUCUCUCUGAUCAUCAAUCCCAGCAGAACUCAACACUUUACUAAAGAUUCUCUCUCACUGAACUGUGAGGACCAGAGUAACUCUACUGGAUGGAGAGUGAGACGAUACACACACAGUGAGGGAGGGUCAGAUUGUUCAAGGGGAUCAGUUACAGGAUCUACAUGUGAAAUCAGCUUCCUCUCCACAUCCUACACUGGAGUUUACUGGUGUGAGUCUGAAUCUGGAGAAAACAGUAAUCCUGUCAACAUCACAGUGCAUGAUGGUGAUGUGAUCCUGGAGAGUCCUGUCCAUCCUGUGACUGAGGGACAUCCUCUGACUCUACGCUGUUUAUAUCGAUACACAAAGCCCCCAAACCUCCGAGCUGAUUUCUAUAAAGAUGGAUCAGUUCUCCAGACACAGACUACAGGAGAGAUGAUCAUCCGAACUGUCUCAAAGUCAGAUGAAGGUUUCUACCACUGUAAACACCCAGAGAGAGGAGAGUCACCGAAAAGCUGGGUCUCAGUCAGAGGUCCAUCAGGUGUAGAAGCUCCAUUCUCAGUGCUCAUGCUGAUCAGUAGUGUAGUGACGGCCUCUCCGUAUCUGCUGGUGACCAUCAUUCUGCUGGUCAAAUGUUACAGAGCUCGAGCUCACAAUGGUGAAUACAGAAUCCAGAACGCAGUCAUAGAGGAGUGAGCAAAGUUCAUCUAUAAAAAGAGGAUCCGUUUAAUGUAGAAAUCAUUUCAUCAUUCCUUUAGAGUCAUUUUGUGGAUUGUAAAUAAUACUGAUCUGUCGCUUUAACAUCAUGCUGUUUGUAGCUCAGCAUCUUACACGCACUCGUCUUUCUGACUGGAUUUGUUUAGCUGAAGCCUGCAAACCUCCUCAUGAGGUGAAAGUGAACAUGUGUUUAGUCUCUAAUAAAGCCUACAUGUUGCUAAUGCAAAAACACGUGUGAAAUAAAUGUGUCUGCUAUUGGAGUGACUUUCAUCCCAACAUGGUGACCUGCACAUUACAACCUCAAAACGCUUCGUGUUACAUUACUGAUGAACAUUUUGGUGUGCGUUAUUGAGAGCAGACUCGAGGUGUGUAUUUUAUAUUUGGUUUGACUUUUCUUUUCAGCUGUGUGAACUUUAAUUGAAGUUGUGUGAGGAGAUGUGUGGUUGGAAUGUUUUGUUCAAUUAAAACCUUCAAAUAAAUGCACCAGUAUCGAUGAAGACUAUGUGCACAAUAUAUAAUAAGGGUUAUAUAUCAUUUUCUUCACUCCGUUACUUAACCUGGUUGCAAUGCUGUGUGAAGUACAUGUAAUAUAAUGAGAAAACUCUGAGCAAAUACUCUUGUGCCUUUAAAAUAUCACCAUUUUAUUUUUAACAUUUUGUAUUUUUUCAAAUAGACAAUAAAAGAAAAUCUUCACCAAGACAA